AUGUCCGGCCCUCUCUUCGGCAUCGUCCCCGCCGGCCAGCCUCUCAUCACCGACCCAACCUCAGCGCCAUCCCCCACCUCAUUCCUCUAUGCCCUCCCCACGACAAAGCCCUUCUCCCACAUCGUCGUCUUCCUCCUCCCAAACGUCGUCCUGCCAGACAACUCCGCCGCAGCCAUAUACCUCACCACCGUCCGCGACGUCGCCGCCGCCUCGCAGGCCAACACGACGCCCGAUUUCCGCUUCCUGGGCGGCAUCGGCCCCGGCAAGGAGAGCGCAAUGUUCAAGAUCGGCGCCGACGCCAGCGGUAGCGGCUUCAUGAUUGGCGUCUCAAUCGAGUCUGCCGAUUCGGUCGGCACGCGCCUGCAGGAGCUCGCCGCCAACAAGGCGAAUAGCGGUAGCGGCAGCGGCACAUCAACAUCAGGUGCGACGUCAACAACCACCGCCGUUCUCGCCCAGCGCAUCAUCCAAAACGCCUUCAACUUCCUCGCCAGCUUCAGCGGGACUGCUGGCCCUGGUGGCGUUGAAGUUGUUCCUCUUCGGGCCUUUGAAGACUGGUGGCGCAAAUUUGAGUCUCGAGUCCGUUCAGAUCCCAGCUUCCUCGAGAGGCAGGCCGAUUGA
This is a messenger RNA of Trichoderma asperellum CBS 433.97, 618 nucleotides long. RefSeq lists its product as uncharacterized. NCBI's taxonomy places the organism in Eukaryota, Fungi, Ascomycota, Sordariomycetes, Hypocreales, Hypocreaceae. The record is from RefSeq and is a predicted model, not a curated record. Gene Ontology annotation, cellular component: nucleus; cytosol. Gene Ontology annotation, molecular function: nuclear import signal receptor activity. Gene Ontology annotation, biological process: protein import into nucleus.